AUGAAAUCUGUUUUUACAUUGGCUGUUAUUGCUGCUUGCACAACUAUUUCUGUCACAGCUCAAAGUAGCUUUGCUAGAAGAAUGGAAAUGAAAGUCAAGACUCUUAACAAUUUCAGAUACGGUCCUAAUCUAGCCGGAGUAAGACAUCAUGUGAAGAAUGCAUUUAGAAAUGCUGGUAUUGACCACCCAAUUCUAAGAGCUGAGAGUGAUGAAGUCCCAGAAGAAAUCUACCUUGAUGGAAAUAAACUAGAUUUUAAUUCUCAAAUGGCUUUUCCUCUUGGUUUUGCCUAUGGUCUUCAAGCUCCAACUGAUGUCAAACUUGAUGCUACUUUCGGAGUCUGCUUCCAGACUCAAUUAGCAAUUAACGAUUAGGUUGUUGGCACAAUAGAUAAUCUUAAAGAAGUGCCUGCAACUGGAGAAUGGUUCACAGCAACCAUUUACAAUGGUAUUGAACUCUUGCAACUUUUCCAAGGCCAAUUCGAGCAUUGCGAUUCAACUCAAUUCAUCGAUAAUGUCACCCGUAUAGUAAAUAUUGAUAUUGCUGCGCUGAGUGACCUUCUUAUGACUACUAUUCUAGACAUUAUUUUAAAGCCAGAGGAAGGAUCCGCUAAAGCUAUGUUACUUCUUAUGCAAGAACUUAAGAAUACCCCACCCAAUUAUUUCUUAGCUGGAUAUCACUUCGCCAAAUCAUACAAAAAUAUCCUUCCACACACAUUAAAUGCUUGA
Messenger RNA from Stylonychia lemnae, 726 nucleotides. The record is from the annotation of a GenBank genome assembly. NCBI's taxonomy places the organism in Eukaryota, Ciliophora, Spirotrichea, Sporadotrichida, Oxytrichidae.